This is a messenger RNA of Pyrus x bretschneideri (Chinese white pear), 1339 nucleotides long. RefSeq names its product thaumatin-like protein 1. The record is from RefSeq and is a predicted model, not a curated record. Gene Ontology annotation, cellular component: extracellular region. The transcript has 3 exons. Lineage: Eukaryota; Viridiplantae; Streptophyta; Magnoliopsida; Rosales; Rosaceae. Gene Ontology annotation, biological process: defense response. Bases 190 to 1107 code for a protein of 305 amino acids.
UAAAUAGACCCUCAGCUGAUCAUUUGGAUCCUCCCACCUCUCCCUCCACCGCCACCACCACCACCUCCUCCACCCUCACUUCAUUUUCUCACACAGCAUUUGCCAUUUGCAGACUCUGUUUCCGUGUGAGAAAAAAAAACCCAACAUUCUCUGCCAUUCAAGAUUCAAAACCUUUUCAACAAAAUCCUUAUGGCUACUCCAAUUUCUUACCACUUCACCUUCAUUCUUCUAAUCGUUACCGAAGGGGUGUUAGGGGCCACAUUCACGUUCACAAAUAAGUGUGACUUCACAGUAUGGCCGGGAAUUCUAGCCAGCGCCGGCAGCAACAAGCUCGACAGCACCGGGUUCGAGCUUCCCAAAGGCAGUUCCCGCGUUUUCCAAGCCCCGACCGGCUGGUCCGGUCGCUUCUGGGGCCGAACCGGCUGCACCUUCGACGGUUCGGGUCAGGGUUCUUGUUCGACCGGGGACUGCGGCUCGGGAGAGCUCGAGUGCAACGGUGCCGGAGCCGUGCCACCGGCCACCUUAGCCGAGUUCACACUCGGCUCGGGUUCUCAAGACUUCUAUGACGUCAGCCUCGUUGACGGUUAUAACUUACCAAUGACCGUUGAGGGGAGUGGGGGAUCGGGUGCGUGCGCGUCCACCGGGUGCGUUACGGACCUCAACCGUAGGUGCCCUGCCGAGCUCAAAGUCAAGGGUGGCGGCGCGUGCAAGAGCGCGUGUGACGCAUUUGGAAGUCCAGAGUAUUGUUGCAACGGCGCGUACGGUUCACCGUCCACAUGCAAGCCGUCCAUGUACUCGCAGUUGUUUAAGUCAGCGUGUCCGAAAUCAUAUAGCUACGCUUACGAUGACGCUUCGAGUACAUUUACGUGUAUAGGUGCUGAUUAUACGAUUACAUUUUGUGAUUCUCUUACGUCAAGCCUAAAAUCUUCAAGAGAUUCGGGGUCGAGGUCGGGGUCGGAUUCCGGGUCGAACCCAAUAGGUUCUUCAUUGCUAGCUGAUUUGGCCAGCGGAGAUUCAACCAAAACCCAACCUUCCAUUUCCAUAGCUCUUCAAAGUAUGUUGAUUUUGGUCAUCACUUUGGCUCUCACAUUUCGACAGUUACAUUAGCCAAUCAUGCUCCAAAUGGCCCAGUGGUUCGCAUCCUCGAGAGAGAAACUUACAUACAACCGAGAGACGCCAAGGUGGCGGUAGUCAUGAAGAAAGUCGACAUAAUCAAGGAUUGUAAACCACCCACAUCCAAACCCCACAAUAUUGAUGUUCGAUACACAUACACGUAUUAAUUUAUAAAGCAAAAGCAAAAGCAUUUGUUUAGAAUUAAAAAUGUGCUUCAUUUCCUCUA